Drosophila sechellia is the source of this 759-nucleotide messenger RNA. RefSeq names its product Proteasome beta4 subunit-related 1 (gene Prosbeta4R1). The coding region runs from base 124 to 759 and encodes 211 amino acids. The record is from RefSeq and is a predicted model, not a curated record. The transcript has 3 exons. Gene Ontology annotation, biological process: proteasomal protein catabolic process. Lineage: Eukaryota; Metazoa; Arthropoda; Insecta; Diptera; Drosophilidae. Gene Ontology annotation, cellular component: nucleus; cytoplasm; proteasome core complex.
GGCCCCCGAACUUUAUAAAGUGCACUGACAAGCGACAAAUGCGUGGUCUAAUAUGGAAGGAAAAAGUAACUGAGAAGGCUUUCGAAACCCGACUAAAAUUUACUGGAGCAAACCUCAUUUAAAAUGGAAACCAUUUUGGGUGUUAAAGGAACUGAUUUCGUCAUACUGGCCUCGGAUACCAUGAUGUCCAAGUCGGGGAUGUGGCUGGAUGACGAGGUGGAAAGGACCAAUCGAAUCUCGGGCUGCUGCAUGAUGUCGACCGCUGGGGACGGUGGAGACUGCCUGCAGUUCUCGGAUUUCAUCCAACGGAACAUGGAUCUUUACAAGGUAACCAACGGAUACGACUUGACUGUUCGCGGAGCGGUGCACUUCAUCCGGAGCCAAUUGACCGCCUAUCGCAAAAGCAAUUGCAACUUCAAAGUGGCGUUGUUGGUGGGAGGAUACGAUUUGAGCAGCGGUCCCGAGUUGCACUACAUGGAUUAUUUCGGAAAUUCGGUUCCCGUCCGGUACGGUGGCCACGGAAUCGGCAUCAACUUCUGUACUCCUAUUAUCGAGGAGUUCUACAAGCCGGACAUGGAUACCCAGGCAGCCUAUGAUGUUAUCAAAAAGUGUGUGAUUGAGCUUUAUAAGCGAUUCGUUAUCAACUUGCGCAACUUCGAUUUGUUCCUGAUAAACAAAGAGGGCAUAACCAAGAUGAAUCGCAUCAACCUGGAGUCCUUUAGAGGGGAUUUCUUAGCUGGUCCCAAGCGAAGGAUAUAA